This is a messenger RNA of Rubroshorea leprosula, 2205 nucleotides long. NCBI's taxonomy places the organism in Eukaryota, Viridiplantae, Streptophyta, Magnoliopsida, Malvales, Dipterocarpaceae. The record is from the annotation of a GenBank genome assembly.
GACUUUAGACACCGGAGUGUUUACCCGAGUAACCACCUCGGGGCUCUGCGGGCUCUGCAAUCUGGACGAAGGAAGACGCAGUGGUUUGUAGCAAUUACAUCACCGGAAGCAAUUACAUCACCGGAAGCAGUUUAUUACUGUAUCUUCUUCAACGAAGGAUGCCACGCCAGAUCCGUUACUGAGGUCUUGGAUUUCUUCGGGGUAGGCCCGACGAAAGGUCUCACUGAUUCUCAGGUUAUACAGCGUGCUAGGCAUUUUGGAAAAAGUGGUAAUGUAAUGCGGAAAAAUUAUUUUUCAUGUUUUUCACCACAUUUGCACAUGGUUUUCUUACAGUUAUGAAUGUGGUUUUGGUUGUCAACUUUUAACAUCUUCUACUUCAAGAAAAGCAGAUGUUGAUGCAAAUUACAUCUUCAUGUCAAUAAGUUAAUUCUGUUGCAGUCGCUUAAUGAGCAAACAUUUUUAGUGAAAUUUGAUAUACAUUCUUUUUCUGUUUCUCUUCUAAUAACUUUUUUUCCUUUUUUUGCCUUUUUUUGGUUGCAUGCUUGUUUUAUGGUAUCCGGUGCUGCCUGAAGAAAAAAGAACUCCCUUCUGGAAACUGGUUUUGAAACAAUUUGAUGAUUUACUUGUGAAGAUAUUGAUUGCUGCUGCUUUUAUUUCUCUUAUUUUGGCACUGAUUAGUGGUGAAACUGGCUUAACAGCAUUCUUGGAGCCUUCUGUCAUCCUAAAUGAUAUUGGCUGCUAGUGCAGCAGGAGUAAUUACAGAGACAAAUGCUGAGAUGGCUCUUGAGGAGCUACAUGCAUAUCAAGCUGAUGUUGCAACUGUGCUUCGAAAUGGUUGCUUUUCAAUUCUUCCAGCAACAGAUCUGGUCCCAGGAGAUAUAGUAGAAGUUGUUGAUUCCAGCUGAUAUGGGAAUGAUUGAGAUGCUAAGUGAUCAGUUAUGUGUUGACCAAGCAAUUCUUACAGGUGAGAGCUGCUCUGUGGACAAAGAGAUUGAGUCCACUAAAGCCACAAAUGCUGUUUACCAAGACAAGAUAAAUAUUCUUUUCGCGGGUACUGUUGUUGUUGCUGGCAGGGUGAGGGCUAUUGUUGCUGGAGUUGGUUCUAAAACUGCUAUGGGCAGCAUACGUGAUUCUAUGUUGAGGACAGAUGAUGAAGCGACACCUUUGAAAAAGAAACUGGAUGAGUUUGGUACCUUUUUGGCCAAGGUUAUUGCAGGAAUUUGUGUACUUGUGUGGACUGUAAAUAUUGGUAAUUUUCGUGACCCUUCUCAUGGUGGCUUCUUGCGUGGUGUAAUUCAUUACUUUAAGAUUGCAGUUGCUCUUGCUGUUGCAGCAAUUCCAGAAUGCCUUCCUGCUGUUGUUACAACGUGUUUGGCCCUUGGAACAAAGUGAAUGGCUCGGUUGAAUGCCAUUGUUCGAUCAUUGCCAUCUGUCAAGACUUUAGGUUGCACCACAGUGAUUUGCAGUGACAAGACUGGAACUCUGACGACAAACAUGAUGUCUGUUUCAAAGAUUUGUGUGUUUAAUUCUACACAACAUGGUCCUCUAGUUGCUGAGUAUGGUGUUACUGGGACAACAUAUGCACCGGAUGGCAUUAUUUUUGACAGCAGUGGGAUACAGCUUGAAUUUCCUGCUCAGUUGCUUUGUCUUCUUCACAUAGCAAUGUGUUCAGCUCUAUGGAAUGAGUCUGUCCUACAGUAUAUAACCCAGAUAAGGGGAACUAUGAAAAAAUUGGCCAGUCAACUGAUGUGGCCCUCCGUGUGUUGGCAGAAAAGGUUGGUCUUCCUGGCUUUGAUUCUAUGCCAUCUGCUCUGAACAUGUUGAGUAAGCAUGAUCGAGCUUCUGACUGUAACCACUAAUGGGAAAGUCAAUUUAAAAAGGUUUCUGUUUCGGAUUUUUCUUGUGAUUGUAAGAUGAUGAGUGUCCUUUGUAGCUGUGGGCAGAUGGGGAUAAUGUUUUCAAAAGGUGCUCCGGAGAGUAUCAUCUCCAGGUGCACAAAUGUCCUCUGCGAUGAUGAUGGCUCCACUGUUCCGUUGACUGCUAACAUCAGAGUGGAAGUGGAGUCCAGUUUCCACAGUUUUGCAAGGAAAGAAACAUUGAGAUGCCUGGCUCUGGCCAUAAAGAUAAUGCCCUUGGGUCAAAAGACUAUAGCCUUUGAGGAUUAGAAAGACCUUACAUUUAUUGGGUUGGUAUGCCUUCUUUUCA